Scheffersomyces amazonensis is the source of this 2672-nucleotide messenger RNA. RefSeq names its product phosphatidylinositol 4,5-bisphosphate-binding protein (gene SLM2). Bases 1 to 2502 code for a protein of 833 amino acids. The transcript has 2 exons. Lineage: Eukaryota; Fungi; Ascomycota; Pichiomycetes; Serinales; Debaryomycetaceae. The record is from RefSeq and is a predicted model, not a curated record.
AUGGUGUACGAUAUUCAUAAUCCAUUGGCAGUUUCUUUGCCUCAUAUGUUUACUAAUCCAAAUGAUUAUCCUACAGAAGCUAUGGCUAAUCGAUUUCAAGCUUGGAGAUCUAUUGUAAAAGAUUUAGUUAAUUAUCUUAAAGAAUAUGCCAGUGUUCAAGAAGAAAUCUUAAGACAACAAGUACGAUUACAACAUGCUGUUGGAAUAUCUGCAAAAACUCCUACAGCAAUAAGUCAAACUAAUUCAAAUUCAAAUUCUCAUCAUAAUACAAGUAGUAGUGCAAGUAUAUUAAAUGAUUCAACUACAAGAGAUGAUUUAAUUGCAAUUAAUAAAUUCUUUUUACCAAUUGGUAAUGGAUCAAUUCAAGAUUUACCAACAAUUUUAACUAAAUAUCAUCAAUUAAAUGUAACUAAUGCAACUAAAACUUUAAAAGAUAUAACACAUAUUAUAAUACCAAAAUUAGAAGAAUUAAGAAAAGAUUUAUUAGUAAAGAUUAAAGAAAUUAAAAAUUUACAAAAUGAUUUUAAAACUUCUUUAGGUAAAGAAAUUCAAGAAUCAAGAAGUUUAUUAAAUCAAUAUAAUCAAGCUAUUGAAUUAUCUAAUAAAUUAGACCAUAGUAGUUCAAGUUUAACUAGUCAUCAUCAUACUAAUGAUGGUAGAGAUGGUUCAAUUGAUCAUAGUAAUGGUGGUAGAUAUGAUCCUUAUCUUAUUAAAUUAAAAUUAGAACGUCAAUUAAAGAAACAAUUGGGUGAAGAAAGUUAUCUUUAUGAAGCUUAUCUGAAUUUACAAAAUUCAGGAGGUAAAUUAGAAUCAAUUAUUGUUUUAGAAAUUCAAAAUUAUUUACAAAUGUUUUUAAAUUUAGUUGGUACUGAAAAUUCAUCAUUUUCAACAGUUUUAUUUCCAAAUUUAUCUAAUGGAUUUUUAUCAAAGGAAGCAACUUUUGAAUGGGAAGCAUUUAUUUCAAGAAAUUUACCUUCAACUUCUUCAUCUGCUGUUUCUGCUGUUGGUAAUUCAUCUUCAAGUAUUAAAAAUGGUACAUUUAUUGAUCUUUCAAUUCCUCAAAGAAAAUUUUCUGAUUUACAUAUUGGACAUUUUGAUUCAGCUUUAAAUAUUUCUGUAAGAGAAGGUUAUUUAGAAAGAAGAUCUAAAUAUUUAAAGAGUUAUUCAAGUGGUUGGUAUGUUUUAACUUGUAAUUAUAUUCAUGAAUUUAAAACUCCUGAUAGAAAGAAAGAUCAACAACCAGUUAUGUCAUUAGCUUUAGAUUCUUGUAGUGUAUCUGAUCAUUCAAAAGAUGAUGGAAAAAAUGGUGGAGCUUAUAAAUUUAUUUUAAGUUCUAAACAACCAAAUGGUUUAAUUCAUAGAAGUCAUAAUUUAGUAUUUAGAGCUGAUACUUAUCAAACAAUGAUUGGUUGGUAUAAUGAUAUUAAAAAUUUAACUUCUUUACCAACUCCUUCAGCAAGAGCAAGAUUUAUUGCUAAAAGAAAUAAAUUAAUUGGUACUGAUGAAAAUAAACCUAAUACAAGUAAUAGAACAAGUACUGAUAAAUUAAUUGCUACUACUAGUGCUGGAUCUAAAAUUCUUUCAUCAGCUUCAAGUGUUUAUUCAGGUAAUUCAAUUAAUACAGGAGCUUCACCAAUUAAAGGUAGUGGUAGUGUAACAUCUACUAGACAACGUCCAUUAUCUCAAGCUACAUCUAUAUUAAAUGCUAAUAGAUUAUCUUCAACCUUUUCACAAAAGAAUAGUCAAUCUCCAAGAUUAACUAAUAUGAUUAAUAGUGAUGGAACAAUCAUUACCCCUCAACCACAACCACAACCAUCGAAUACUCAAUAUUUCCCUCCAGCUUCAGCUAUUCCUGUGGGACAACAACAACAACCAUUCUUAACUCCAUCAGGAUAUCAAUACUACAUUCCUCAACCAGGACAACAACUUCAGCAAUUUUAUGACCCAAUCCAACAACAAUACUUUACAUUAACUCCAACAGUCCCUGCUCAAGCUUCAACCAAUCAUCCACAACCUCAAUUCUUCCCAUCUUCCCCCACUUCUAGUAAUCCUCCUCAAUUCCCUCAACAACAGCAACUGCAACAGCAACUGCAACAAUCUCAACAAGCUCAACAAUCUCAACAACAAGGUCAAGGACAACCCCUUGGAACUCCAACUUAUUCCAUUAAUACAGCUAAAUAUUUCCCAGUAUAUGCACCUCAACCUCAACCAGGUCAAGGAUUUGGUGAAGCAUUACCAUAUCCUGCAGGUUUACAUCCUGUAGAAACUUAUGGAUCUGUAACUCAAAGUCGUACGCAAUCUUUACAAAGUGGAGGAGGACAACCUCAACAAAUUAAUGAAUCUAAAGUUAAUAAUGGAGGAGUUAAUGAUGAUAUAUCUACUUUACAAAGUGGAUUAGCCAAUGCCACUAUAAGUCAAGAUAUCGAAAAUAAUGGUGAUAGUAAUGGUAAUGGAGAAGCUCAUCAAGUUAGUAAUGAAACUAAUGGUGAAAAACAAGAUUAGUAUAUAAUGUUUAUUAUUUAUUUGAAUAUAUAUUAAUAUUAUGCAUAUAAUUUACAAAUGAGGAUAGAUAGAGUAAAGAAUUGUAAAAUAAAGAUAAUGUGUGUAUUAUAUUAUAUUAUGUUAUAUGAUAUUAUAUGGAACAGUUCAUAAACUAUGACAUUGUCUUAAAC